Malurus melanocephalus (red-backed fairy wren) is the source of this 5523-nucleotide messenger RNA. RefSeq names its product ubiquitin specific peptidase 42 (gene USP42). Gene Ontology annotation, molecular function: cysteine-type endopeptidase activity; cysteine-type deubiquitinase activity. Bases 1560 to 5522 code for a protein of 1320 amino acids. The record is from RefSeq and is a predicted model, not a curated record. NCBI's taxonomy places the organism in Eukaryota, Metazoa, Chordata, Aves, Passeriformes, Maluridae. The transcript is spliced from 16 exons. Gene Ontology annotation, biological process: regulation of apoptotic process; protein deubiquitination. Gene Ontology annotation, cellular component: nucleus; cytosol.
GCGGCCCGGCACGGCACGGCACGGCACGGGCGGGGAGGCGCGGGGCUGAGGGGCCCGGCGCUGUGCGGGUUAGCGGAAGAAGGGCGAGGCGAGGGCUCCCUCAGGGCCGGUGCCCGGCCCCCUCGCCGCGUGUGGGGUGGGUUUUGUUUUGUGUGUGUCCGGGCUCUUGCCGCGCUGAGCGCGGACAUGUUGCGUGCGGUGCCCGUCCCUGCCCCUCCCCGCGGCCUUUCGCUGCCGGUGYCUGAGCGGUUUUGGCUCGGCGGGAGCGCCGGGGAAGGCAGGCAGAGCGGGGGAAGCCGGCUUGGCGGCACCUUGGCGGUUCGGUUGUGAGCGGGCUCCGCGGCUCGGGGCCGCCCGGAGCGAGGCGCUCGCGGGCGCUCGCAGCGCCGGGCUCGGUCCCGCCACAAGCAACGGCCCCGGGACGGGACGGGACGGGACGGGGAGCUCGGAGCCGUGCCCGCCCAGCGCUCCGGCCGCCUGCUCACCCACGGUAAACUCAUUAAUUACUUUCGCCUCUGCUGCCUUKCAUUUUGGACCGAAAGUAAAAGCAGCGCGGGGUGUGUGUUUGUGUUGCGCACUGCCCCGGGUUGUUUUCGCUCCCGGUGCGCUCCGUGCCUUAGCGGGGUGAUUCUGCCUGGGUUUUUGCUGGAGUAGUUUCCUCCCGCUUCUUGUUUGUGCCUCGGUGUUGCCGCUCUUGUUUUUUCACAGUCGCUGCUGGAAAUGUUUGGUUUGUACUGAGAUAAAGGCGCARUCCUACUCCCUGGCUGAGCGCGGUUCUGUGAGCGGGAUCUUGUGUAAAACCAUCCUSAGCUGUGAUUUAUUGUAUGCAAAGCGGAGACCAAACAUAAAUAUUUAGAUCCGAGUCGUAACUCAUGUGUGUUGUGAUGAGASUGCGAAAAAGAAUCUAAACAACGCUGAUGCCACACUCCAAAUGGGAGGAAAGCAACUGUUUGUUCUGUUUUACUCGUCAAUAUUAUACUGGGAGAAGUCUGUUAUGGGAAUAGCACAGGGAAAAAACGCUCAAUACACAUGGCAAUGUGAAUUUAUGUUCAGCGGUGGUGCAGGAACAGAAUCUGUAUGUACGUUGAACAGUGGGAGAGGAAAAAUAUCCACCUUUGUAAAUUUUGUGCUACUUCGUCAGAGAUAUUAUAUCCAAAUUAACUACAUUGACAUUUUGAACAAGUGGUGGUUCUGAGUUAUUCUUGUCAUCCACUGAUAUUUGCUGGUGUAUAAUGUUUGAAAUCUGGURAUGUGUUGUUCAGUUGUUAAAAAUAUAUUUUAAAAUACAUGAGGCUUCCCUCAUUGGUCAAUACAAGGCCAAAGCUUUUUUGUGAUAAUAUUCUUCUGUUUGCUUUUCACUGCAGUCUUGAUCCUGGUUUUUGUCCUGCAAAUAAGUUUUAAAUAUGAUGUUGAAACCCCUUCCCUUUCUAUCAGAAAAAGGAGAUGUCACGGGUAUCUGCAGUUUGAAGUCUGGAUCUUACCUGAAAAUCACUAAGCCCAAGAACUCUCAUCUUAGUCUUUCAAAUGGACAAAGAUGUCUUAAUUUUUCGAUAUGAACGAUGACCAUAGUUAACAAGCCAAAAUCUUCAAAGUCUAAAAAAUCUUCCUCGAGACGCUCUGACAAAUCUAUGAAACCCCGUGGUAAAAAAAUGACUUCACGCACUGCAAGUUUGGGCCGGGUCCCUCCUACAGAAGAUGCCAACAAAGUCUCUGUGGACAAAGGUCCUGGGGGGCAUAUUUAUUGUAGAUCAUCUCAAAAAUCAAAGCCUUUUGCCCAAAGAGAUCUAGCUGUUAAUGAUGGGAUUGCUCCGCCACAAAGAAUUCUUUUUCCACCCGAGAAAAUCUGUAUGGAUUGGCAGCAAACACAAAGUGUUGGAGUUGGACUGCAAAACCUGGGCAACACUUGUUUCCUUAAUUCCACCCUCCAGUGUCUGACCUACACCCCUCCUCUUGCCAACUACAUGCUUUCACUUGAGCACACCAAGUCAUGUCACGUAGAAGGAUUCUGUAUGAUGUGCACAAUGGAAAGUCACAUCAACCAGGUCCUGUGUUGCUCCAAUAAUGCCAUCAAACCCACAUCUGUUAUCAAUGGCCUUAAAAGAAUAGGAAAACAUUUCCAUUUUGGCAGUCAAGAGGAUGCACAUGAAUUCUUAUGCUUCACUGUUGAUGCUUUACAGAAAGCUUGCUUGAAUGGAAGCACCAAAUUAGACAGAUCUUCUCAAGCCACCACACUGAUUUAUCAAAUAUUUGGAGGAUAUCUGAGAUCUCGAGUAAARUGCUUGAACUGCAAAGCAGUGUCGGACACGUUUGAGCCAUUUCUCGAUGUUACUUUGGAUAUAAAGGCAGUUACAUCUGUCACCAGAGCUCUAGAACAAUUUGUGAAACCAGAACAACUGGAYGGUGAAAACAGCUAUAAAUGUAGCAAGUGUAAAAAGAUGGUUCCAGCAUCAAAAAGAUACACAAUACAUCGCUCUUCCAAUGUUCUCACAAUAUCACUGAAAAGAUUUGCAAAUUUUACCGGUGGAAAGAUCAACAAGGAUGUAAAAUACCCUGAAUAUUUGGAUCUUCGAGCCUACAUGUCCCAAUCCAUUGGAGAACCCCUCAUCUAUGCUUUAUAUGCAGUUCUUGUCCAUAGUGGCUUCAACUGUAAUGCUGGACACUAUCUCUGCUUCAUAAAGGCUGGCAAUGGACUUUGGUACCGAAUGAAUGAUGCCUCUGUAGAGCUUUCUGAUAUCAAAACAGUUCUCAAUCAGCAAGCUUAUGUGCUUUUUUAUAUCAGGCGCUAUGACCUGACGCUGGGAGAGCGCGCGUUCUACCUGCCCGCCCCGUCCUACCCGCGCUCCUUCCUGGGCCAGCGCGGCGCCAGCAGCAAACAGCCCUUCAUGGGACCACGGCUGCCUCCCCACAUGAUCAAGAGUUCCAGUCGGUUAAAUGGCAAUGGCCCCCUGAAGGAGGACUCCAGCCCGGUGGGAGUUGCGGUGAAGAGGCCGAGCUCAGCUCCCCCCACGGCGUGUGUGCAGAGCUGGGCCAUGUCCCGGCCGGCGCUGGCAGAGCCCUCCAAAGCGCAGAAAAUCACCAUCAGCAUCCACAACAAGCUGCCCCCGCGGGCCAGCGCGGCCGAGUGUCCCAGCAGUGCCGGGGACGAGCAGCUCAAGGGUCCCUCAGCCACCAUCACCACCCCCUGUGCAGCAGAUCCUACCUCAAACCUCRCCCCAGCGCCCGCCUCUGCCAGCAUCCCCAAACAGGAGCAUCCCCCCGAAAUCCUGCUGGAGCCUGCAGUGAAUGGAACCCCCAAACUGUGCCCCGAGAACGCGCUCCCCUACACGGCAGAACCCGCAGGAAAAGCAGAGGAAACCAAGAAUUUGUUCAAAAGGAACUGCAGCGUCAUCUCCUCCAACGGGAUCGUGAUGGGGAAGGUGGUUCGGACCCUGCACAACUCCCACUCGUCCUUUCAGAGUGCUGAAGAGAGAUCCCAGCACGAGCUGCCAAAAAUGGAUUCACUAAAUGGUGCUAUUAGUUUAGAUAAUGAAUAUAAAGAAAAUGGACUCAAACUUGAUGAUUCCACUUGCCAAGUCCAACCUGUUAAAGCUUCUGAGAUUUUCUUCUCUAAAGCAAAUGGAGUGCUUGAAACGAUGCCUAAAGCUUUGUCACCAGAUCCUCAAGGUAUCCUAGAAUCCCUUACAUACAGCUUGGCAGAGGAAAAAAGUGUCUCUGGACCUCAGAAAUCUUCUGAGAGUGAUGGUCUUAUGCAAACUGUAGUGAUGGAAGCUCUGUUUGCCUAUGAAGAAUCCAGGAAGGUUCCUUCCAACUUUACUUGUGAGGUUGAGAAACUUUUUACUCAAUCAGAUUCUGAAACCAUUUUUACCAAAGAAGAAGUUGCUGAAAGUAUUAUAACAAAAGCUGAUAAUGCACAUCUCAAUAUCAAUGGUCAGCACAAGGUUAGGAAAAAAUCYUUGGACACUGAAGGUGAAUUCCUUGGGCAGUGCGAGUCUGAAGAGAGAGAUAAAGACAAACUAARAAGAUCAAAAGAACCUGAACUCAUUUCAAAAGAAAAUCCUUUGUACAUCAAAGGGUCUCCUGAGAGCAAAGAGAAAUUAGGGCAAACUUCCUCUAUAAAGCCUGACAUUGAAUGUAGUUCUAAAAAACUUGCAUCUCUAGAUAUUCCAGAUAAAUGCCAAGAUACAAAGGACAUUUCUAAUAACUACGUAGAGGUACCGCCUGUUAAUGACUCUUCUAUYACAAAGCUGGAUAAAGUAUUGGAAAGCCAAUUUUCUAGAGCAGAUGAGGGACUGAGUAAUAAAAUAUGUGAGGAUGAUGAUAAACAUAUGAAAAAAAAUAAGAAAAAAAUCCACGACUCUAAAAGAACGGACAAAGAGCACUACCGGAGGAAGAGAGAGAACUCGGACACUGAGGAGAAGGAGAGGCAGAGCAGAAACAAAUCAGCUGAGCAUUCCCACAGGAGGAGGAGCUCUCACAGCGUGGAGGUGAACAAGCAGAGCCGUCACAAGCAGGAAUAUUGCAGUGAGAGCAAGUACAGAUCCUCCCACAACGACAGGAACAGCCCCAGUAACGGCMGGAGCUCAGGGAAAUAUUCCCGGUACAGAUCCCGGAGCAGGGAAAGGACAGAUCCUGACAGGAACAGGUAUUAUUAUUAUUAUUAUUCCAAAGGAGACAGACCUUGGAUUAGAGAAAGAUACUACCAGGAUGAACCUCGGAGAUGGGAGAAAUGCAGAUACUACAAUGAUUAUUACUCCUCCCAUGGAAGCCGGGAUGGCAGGGAGAGGAAAUCCUCUCAUGGUGACAAAGACUAUGACAAAAUGAGCCAGGCUUACAGCAGGUCCCACAAGGAUUAUCACUGCAAGGGCAGAUGGGCUCACAGCAGCCUCCCCAGAGAGGAGGAUUUGCAUCAUUUCAGCAGCCACAGAGCAAACUUCCACCACUGUUCAGUACCUCAGCAGCACUCGGAGAAAUUCUCCCGUGASAGACACACAAUUCCACCCGUGUCAGCUCACCCCAGCUUCGAGGAUUCCUCCCGGGAAAGCCAGAAAGAAAAACUAARAAAUGGCAAAAGGAAAUAUUCCCACCAAGAAGAAAGUGGAAGUGACAUAGAAAAGAAAUGCCGAAAGGUAGAUGACCAAAGAAUCAAAAAGUAUAAGAAGGUCAAGAAGAAAAAGAAGUCCAAAGAUAAACAUCGAGAGAAGGAUUACAAACUUUAUGAUUUGGAUUGCUCUGUGCUCCACUUUGACAAUGACAAUCGCAAACAUAAGAAAAAGAAGAAAAAGAAGAAGCACGACAGGAAACUGAAAGACUUAUUGGAAUAUUUAGAUCCUCCUUUCCAGAAGCAAACAUGGGAGAAGAAGGAAGAAUCCCGUCCUCCAGAUGACCAUUUAUGUGAGCAAUACAGAAACCAGGGCAGUGAAGAACCCUCCAAGGAAGAGAAGCCUUCUGGCAGGAAUUACAGCUCCAUGGCAUCCCRUGAGUGUGGCAGAGGUAAGGGCUCCUGGCACUCAGAACAAUCUUAAA